Molecule: messenger RNA, 3206 nt
Organism: Pan troglodytes (chimpanzee)
Lineage: Eukaryota; Metazoa; Chordata; Mammalia; Primates; Hominidae
Gene: PHYHIP
Product: phytanoyl-CoA 2-hydroxylase interacting protein
Exons: 5
Coding region: 573-1565 (330 amino acids)
Cellular component (GO): cytoplasm
Molecular function (GO): protein binding
Source: RefSeq, a predicted model, not a curated record
GAUUUCCAAGUAGGGGGUGUGUUGGAGGGACUUCUGAGGGCAGCUUGUCCUGGAAGAAUGGGGGAAAGGCGGCGUGUGUUGCUGUCCCUGAGGACAUCUGUGUAGCUCCCUGGGAGACCCUCUGCCCUUUCCCCCUCCCACCAGCCCGGCGAGCAGGGACCAAGCCUGCUUAUUAUCACCUGACGCUGCGCAGCCGCUGAUCCCAUUGGUGGAGGCAGAUUCGGUCUGGCUCUCUCAUUCUUUCUCCCUUCUCUGCCUCUCUCUCCUCCACGCUGCUUUGAUUUCGCUCUUGCCUCUCUUCUUGCGCUGCUCAGCUGGGAACAUCGUCUCACCAGGGGCAGCAGCGACGCGCUGCACAGCCAGACAGGAGCUGGCUGCGGGGCAUGGAAGCAGCCUCCUUGGCAGCCGGGAGAGGAGCAAGCGCACGCCACUGCCUGUGACCCAGGCGUCCGGCUGCUGUCCCCUGCCUGGGAGCUCAUCCACGCAGAGGUCUCUCCCUGUCCUCCCUGCCAGCUUUUCCUCUGCAGAGCCCAGUGGAGCCAGUCCCCACAGGAGACAACCCUGACGGGAGCAUGGAGCUGCUGUCCACGCCCCACAGCAUUGAGAUCAACAACAUCACCUGCGAUUCCUUCCGCAUCUCCUGGGCCAUGGAGGACAGUGACCUGGAGAGGGUCACCCAUUACUUCAUUGACCUUAACAAGAAGGAGAAUAAGAAUUCCAACAAGUUCAAGCACCGGGACGUCCCCACCAAGCUCGUGGCCAAGGCAGUGCCGCUGCCCAUGACGGUGAGAGGCCACUGGUUCCUGAGCCCCCGCACGGAGUACAGUGUGGCCGUGCAGACGGCAGUGAAGCAGAGCGACGGGGAGUACCUGGUGUCCGGCUGGAGCGAGACAGUGGAGUUCUGCACUGGGGAUUAUGCCAAGGAGCACCUGGCUCAGCUUCAGGAGAAAGCUGAGCAGAUCGCAGGCCGCAUGCUCCGCUUCUCCGUCUUCUACCGCAACCAUCACAAGGAGUACUUCCAGCAUGCCAGGACCCACUGCGGGAACAUGCUGCAGCCUUACCUGAAGGACAACAGCGGCAGCCACGGCUCCCCCACCAGCGGUAUGCUCCACGGGGUCUUCUUCAGCUGCAACACGGAGUUCAACACGGGCCAGCCCCCGCAGGACUCCCCCUACGGCCGCUGGCGCUUCCAGAUCCCAGCUCAGCGCCUCUUCAAUCCCAGCACCAACCUCUACUUUGCGGACUUCUACUGCAUGUACACGGCCUACCACUACGCCAUCCUGGUGCUGGCGCCCAAAGGCUCCCUGGGGGACCGCUUCUGCCGCGACCGCCUGCCCCUCCUGGACAUUGCUUGCAACAAGUUCCUGACCUGCAGCGUGGAGGAUGGGGAGCUGGUCUUCCGCCACGCCCAGGACCUCAUCCUGGAGAUCAUCUACACUGAGCCCGUCGACCUGUCCCUGGGCACCCUGGGGGAGAUCAGUGGGCACCAGCUCAUGAGUCUGUCUACUGCCGAUGCCAAGAAGGACCCCAGCUGCAAGACCUGCAACAUCAGCGUGGGCCGCUAGGGACUCCUGGGGAGCUGGGGGGCGAGGGAGAGAUGAGCGGAAGGUGGAGGUGGGUAGCCCAGGUUCAGGGAGCUGGCUUUCUCUCUCCUGCCCCCCUGCUCCCUCCACUCUGCCCAGCUGCCCUCCCCUCGCCCCUUGGCAUUGGAGGCAACAGACGGUGGUCCUCUUGGUAAGUGUGGCCCACACCCGGCCUGGUGGACAUGGAAAGGCUUCUCAGCCUCUGUAGUUGGCAGCUGGGCUGGACUUCUGGAGAACUUCCCCUUUCCUCUGGUUUCCUUGUCCUACUGUUCUUUGCCUCAUCCAGGUCUCUAUCUCCCAAAGACCUGCCCACCUCCUGGGCUAUCCCAGGGAAGCCCCUCUGGGCCAAAGCCCAUGGGUAGCUUGGCUGCCUCCAGAAGAGAUGCAGAGAGCUGUGGGGCGAUCUUUCUUAGUCCCACUCACCCCACUCAGGGCCAACCACAGAAUGCCCCCUCCCUGCUGAGCUGGGUCUCUGGGGCUUCCCACUCCAGGCCUGGAUCCCUUCCUUCUAUAAAUAGUCUCCUGCACCACCGUGACUCCCUGGCUGCUCCUUGCCCCAAAGAACCCUCUUCCUGCAUGGGAGAGCUGUCCCUCCUUCUCCACCUGCCCACCGGGACACUCCCCCUGCUCUCUAGAAAGGAACUCUCUUCUCUUGGCACUGGGGGCGUCAGGCUGUCGGAUGUUCCUUCCUUCCAUACCCCAGCAUACCUUCUCCUUGCUUAGAGUGCAGGGGUCUGAGACAGCAGCCACUGGGGUUGAGGAGGGGGAGGAGACCCCUGAGACCCAGAGGUGCCCCUUCCUCAGCUGGGAGUGGGCCGCCUCAUGCUCUGCUGGGGCCUGGCAUGGAACAUGAGACCUGUAAACUGUCCCGCGGGCCCCGGCACCCCGCCCAGCUGUGCACUUUGCUCACUCGCUCUGCCACGGUGCCAUGACUGUACUGUGCCCAUGCGUGACCUGGACUGUGGACCCUCUGCUGCUCCGCCUCUCCCCUCCCCACUGGCUCUGUCUGCUCUCCUGCCACCCUGCUGGCUGGGAGCCCCUCCCCGGGGAGUUCUUGGUGAAGUCCUUCCCGGGCCUCCUUGUGUUUUUGCCUCAUUCCUACUGUCACACAGGUCACGAGGGUGGACUCCCUACGAUCAACAAAGCAAACAGAGAGCCUGUGGGAGGGGCUGACAGCAGCAGCCGGCUGUUUGGGGGAUGAUGGAGGUGACAUCAGGCAGAGGAGAGUGCAGCCUCACAGUGACUUUCUCAGAGGUGACAGAGAUGAUGGAUGAGCAGCUGGAUUUUCGUGAUGAAGGACGGAAGCAGCAGCGGGCCGGCAAGGCCAUACCUCGGUGAGGGACAGGUGGACAACGGUCACCUAUCUGUAGCCAGGGGCAGUUGUGUGGCCAGCUGUCUCUCUGGGAUGAGUCAGGAGGCCUGGAGGCUUGGGGAGAGGUGUGGAGAAGGAGAGAACAUGGCCCAGGCCCUUUCCUUCCCCCUGUGCUGACAGCAUUGCUGUGGGGGUGGCCCACUGCCCUCCCCUGGCCCUCAUGUCCCCCCGGGGCUGGGGUCCGCCUGCCUGUGCUGUGCUUGCGACGUGCAUCAAUAAACCACCAUGGCCUGAGGGCCCUGCUCGUCUCA